Messenger RNA from Monodelphis domestica (gray short-tailed opossum), 2902 nucleotides. RefSeq lists its product as uncharacterized. The record is from RefSeq and is a predicted model, not a curated record. Lineage: Eukaryota; Metazoa; Chordata; Mammalia; Didelphimorphia; Didelphidae.
ACUUGAGGUGACAUCAUGGUGACACCACAACAGAGGUUGGGGCCCAUCCCUGAAAGUUUUUGUGUUUGGGGCCUUACUAUGAAGGAAGUGGUCCAGACUGGUUUUAUUCUUUCACACACUGUGUGGUUGGAUAACAGGCAGAUUCACCAAGGAUUUUCAAGAAUGGAACAUGGAAACCAAGGGAGAGCCCAGAGAACCACAGAAGAAACAAAUAACAGCAAGGAAGAACAACCCUCUGACCAUGCAGUAUCAUCACAGGAGAUAUCACCAUUCCCACAAAUUAUUGGCAUGAGGACACCACCUGGGAGUAUGGAGAGAGAGUCCCCAUCACACGGAGAAAACAAAUGUCCUCCUUUCUCUUUGGAGGUUGGACUGUUGGAGACUGGACCACACAGUGAUAUAGAGAUAGGGAGUGGAGACAACAUGAAAGGAAGCUCAAGUCAAGAACCAAAUCUUCAGCUACCUGUAUCUAACUUAAAAACUCAUGGUCUCAAAGAAGAACCAAGUAACAGCAAAGAGGAAAAAAUCUCUGCCCAAAUAGUGUCACACUUGGAGAUGUCACUGUUUGUGCCAAUGAAAGCAAUUAUUGGGAAGGUGACAUCACGAGGGAGUGUGAGGGUUCCCCCAUCCCCCAAAUGUGCGCCUUUUCCUGUGAAUCCUGGAUGUUCUUCUGGGCCACAGAGUGACACGGAAAAAGGGAGUGGUGAUACUCUUCAGAAUACAGCAAGCUUCCUUGACAAUACAAUAAAAGGCAAAGAAAGUAAAAACAUCAAGGAGGAAAAAAAGACCCUCAAAAAAUCGGUGAUAUUGAAUGUUGCCCCAGUGACUGGAAUGGAAUCUAAGAAGAAAAUUAAGACUUGUGCCACCCAAACAGAAGAAACAUUUACACUACUAGUUUCUCAUAAAGCAGUACAGAUCCCUGAAGAGUCAAGUAAGAAAGCCCAAGACCCAAGAAGUGAAUUACAAAGCCCAGAUAUCUUUCCAUCUUCUUCAAACAUAAGUGGUCUCAUAGAGAAGGAAAAAGAGUAUAAGAGAAGACAGGAAGAGAAAAAACAAGUUAAACAAGAAAAAAAGAAAUUUGAAAAAAUGGAAAAAAACAAGGAAAAGGAGAAUGGAAAGAAACAGAAUGAAGAAAGUGUGAAGAAAGUAAGAGAGGAAAAAGAAGAGAAAGCAAAGAAUGAGAGAGUAAUAGAAGAGAAAGAUAUGAGACGGAAUGAAAAGCAUAAAAAGGAAAAAGAAGAGAAAGAAAAAAAAGAAAGAAUGAAGGAGAAGAAAGAGAGCUUAAAGAAAGAAAAACACAAAGAAGAGAAAGAAGAGAGGAAGACAGCAAAAGGUAAAGGUGAAAAAGAAGAGGAAUAUGUUGAGAACUCAGAGGAGGAAAGAGAAGACAAAAGGAAGGAGAUUGAAGCAGAGAGACUGGCUUUGCAAAAGCGACUCCAGUUGAAGGGAAGAAUGAAAGGGAUGAAGAACAGUGAGGUGUGGUGGCCCAAGGAGAAAAAACUGAUUGGGAAGAUAGCAAUUCAGAACUUUAUACAACUCUUGCCAAGUUCCUCUACUAUACUCAAGAGCCCAGACAUAGAAGACCAUGUGAACAGGCCAAAGAAGAGACACAUGGACCUUCAGGAACAUCUGGACCAAAAAUUUGUGGGGCAGAAGGGGAAAACAAAUAGAAAGGAAAGAAAAUGCAAGGGAAGAGGUAAUGUCAGCAAUUCAGAAGAGGAAGACCAAGCUGAGAAGAACAAAAUUAAAAGAAUAGACAAGAAACAGAAACUAGAGACUGUCAAAGUUCUAAGAAGGAGAAGCAUAUGGUUCCAAAAGAUGACACUUGGAGAUCUGCACCCACUGUAUACACCACGCCCCUGCAGAAUCUAUCUGCUCACACUUGAAGGCACCCACACAGAGACAACCACCAUCAUCAAUGGAGAUAGACAGUAUGGUCUUGAUCCAGAGGAGAGAGAAGAAGUCACUCUUGAAGAAAGACUGAUGACACAGCUUGUGCAAAAGGGCAAGAAAACAAUACAGGAGACACUCCCAAAGGUAAAAGAAAUGGCUAUGAGUGUUCCCAAUCGUUUCCAUGGAUGUUGGCUGAUCUGUCAAGAAGAAAAGAACCUAAAUACAUUCAGAAAGCUACAGGCCACAUAUCAACAGCAGCUCCUAAAGCAGAGAGAACUGACACCCACCUGGGAGAGCACUGACCUUAAGUUUUGGAAAGAGUCAGCCAAGUCAACAGCCUUAGUUUCAAGUGAGGAGGUCACUAAAACAGCAAGUGAAGAGCUUCCUUCUACUGAAAAGAAGAAGAGGAGUUUGUCAGCACAUGAUUUGGUGAGAUUUGGUUCCAGGACCCUAGUGGGGGCCAAAAUUGCAAGGGAGGAGGACAUGGGAACAGUUCAAGCCAAGAAGGAGAAAGAGAAUAAAGCUAUAAUUCUAACACACAACUUGGUGAGAUUCAGCUCAAGGACAAUAGUAGGGGCAAUAAAAGCAUCCAAUGUCACUGAAUGGGAACAGGUGGCUGGAACUCAAGAUGAGAAGAAGGGCCUUCAAGUUAGCAUAAAACAUACUCCUGAAUCUCAGUGUCUCCAGUUUACCCUGAGAAGCCAGCAACCUGCCAUAAUCUGGGACCCUUGGUCACUGAAGAGCCAUGGUCAGUAUGGUGCCUUCAGCAUUCCUGGAGCCCACAGGCAUUUCUGUCCCUGUUGCUGUGACCAUGGCAUGAGCAUGGCUCCUGGAUCAUUCCUAAGCUGGCCCAAAAGAAGCUGCUGACUUUUUCAGGAUCUCCAAAGCCUUUGAUGAUGCUCCCAGAGGAAGUGAGAGCUGUUCCUGCCAACUAUAAAACUCAUCAACUCAACUUACCUUGAAAGAAUAAUGUUGUCGUGUCAUAGUUACUAUUACAUUUUAAAUAUGA